Molecule: messenger RNA, 1338 nt
Organism: Trichosurus vulpecula (common brushtail)
Lineage: Eukaryota; Metazoa; Chordata; Mammalia; Diprotodontia; Phalangeridae
Product: all-trans-retinol dehydrogenase [NAD(+)] ADH7-like
Exons: 9
Coding region: 1-1164 (387 amino acids)
Biological process (GO): retinol metabolic process; retinoic acid metabolic process
Cellular component (GO): cytosol
Molecular function (GO): zinc ion binding; all-trans-retinol dehydrogenase (NAD+) activity
Source: RefSeq, a predicted model, not a curated record
AUGCUUUUCAUGCCAAUGUCUCCAGUCUUCAAAGGGACAAGUAUUUCUACAAAUGUAGUGAUUAAAUGCACAGCUGCUGUGUUAUGGGGCCUGAAGCAACCCCUUUCCAUUGAGGAGGUGGAAGUUGCCCCACCAAAAGCCUAUGAAGUUCGAAUUAAGAUCUUGGCCACAGGGAUCUGUCGCACAGAUGACCAUGUCAUCAGUGGAGCAAUGACUACUAAGUUUCCAGUAAUUGUGGGACAUGAAGCAAGUGGGAUUGUAGAGAGUAUUGGAGAAGGGGUAACUACAGUGAAACCAGGAGAUAAGGUCAUUCCCCUCUUCCUGCCACAGUGUGGAAAAUGUUCCUCCUGCAUACAUCCUAAUGGCAAUUUGUGUGUGAAGGCAGAUCUAACCGGUAAGGGAGUAUUGUCUGAUGGCACCACCAGAUUUACCUGCAAAGGGCAGCCCGUCUACCAUUUUCUGAAAACCAGUAGCUUCACUGAGUACACAGUGGUGGAGGAAAUUUCAGUAGCUAAAAUCGAUGCCGCUGCUCCUCUGGAGAAGGUGUGUUUGAUUGGCUGUGGAUUCUCCACUGGCUACGGGGCUGCUGUGAAGACUGCCAAGGUCACCCCUGGAUCUACUUGUGCCGUCUUUGGGCUGGGAGGAGUUGGCCUCUCAGUCAUUAUGGGCUGCAAAUCAGCCGGUGCUUCCCGGAUCAUUGGAAUUGACCUUAACAAGAACAAAUUUGAUAAAGCCAAGUCCGUAGGAGCCACUGAGUGCAUCAACCCUAAGGACUACACAAAGCCCAUCAAUGAAGUAUUGAGUGAGAUGACGGACAAUUCUGUUGGGUAUACCUUUGAGGUGGUUGGGCGCCUUGAAACCAUGGUUGAUGCCUUGGCUUCCUGUCAUCUGAGCUAUGGGACCAGUGUGGUCGUAGGAGCUCCUCCGUCAUCUAAAAUGCUUACCUAUGAUCCCAUGCUGCUGUUCACUGGACGCACCUGGAAAGGAUGUUGUUUUGGAGGUUGGAAAGGCAGAGAUGACAUCCCAAAACUAGUGUCUGAUUUUAUGGCAAAGAAAUUUGACUUGGAUCAGUUAAUAACCCAUGUUUUGCCUUUUAACAAAAUCAACGAAGGAUUUGAUUUACUCCGCAAAGGAGAAAGCAUUCGAACAGUCCUUCUGAUGUGAGCUCCUAAGACACGGGAGGUACCUGUGGAUUCAUCAGCAGCUGACUCUUUCUCUGAUAUUUCACCUUCAUAUAAUUUUGAUGGGAUGUAUGCUCUAUCUCUUGUGGGGUUUAACACAAAACAGAAAUUAAGUACCUUGGAAUAAAUAAACUUUUCCAAAAUAAGGGAUUAACAU